This is a messenger RNA of Carcharodon carcharias (great white shark), 988 nucleotides long. RefSeq names its product centrin 3 (gene cetn3). Gene Ontology annotation, molecular function: calcium ion binding; microtubule binding. The transcript has 5 exons. The record is from RefSeq and is a predicted model, not a curated record. Gene Ontology annotation, biological process: spindle pole body duplication. Gene Ontology annotation, cellular component: microtubule organizing center. The coding region runs from base 81 to 584 and encodes 167 amino acids. Lineage: Eukaryota; Metazoa; Chordata; Chondrichthyes; Lamniformes; Lamnidae.
AGAAUUGGGAGGCGGGACUUGGUAGUGGCUGGUUACCCAGGUAGCCGACUGCUGGAAACGGUGCAGGGUCUGGUGCUGCAAUGAGUCUGUCGCUCAGAAACGAGCUUGCCAUUGACAAGCCAAAAAGGAAAAAGCGUCGAGAAUUGACGGAAGAACAGAAACAGGAGAUUAAGGAAGCUUUUGACUUAUUUGAUACUGAUAAAGAUAAAGCAAUAGAUUAUCAUGAACUGAAGGUUGCAAUGAGAGCACUGGGAUUUGAUGUAAAGAAGGCUGACGUAUUGAAGAUACUGAGAGAUUAUGAUCGGAAUGGCACAGGCAAAAUUUCUUUUGAGGACUUCAAUGAAGUUGUGACCGAUUGGAUUUUGGAUAGAGAUCCACAGGAAGAGAUGCUGAAAGCAUUCAAACUGUUCGAUGACGACGACUCUGGUAAAAUCAAUCUUCGAAAUUUACGUCGUGUUGCAAGAGAACUUGGUGAAAACAUGACUGAUGAUGAGCUACGUGCGAUGAUUGAUGAGUUUGAUAAGGAUGGAGAUGGAGAAAUUAACCAGGAAGAAUUCAUUGCUAUUAUGACUGGAGACAUCUAACCUUUAUGGAAAAAGUUACUGCAGAAGUAUUGAACAAUUUCUUCAGGGCUUUUUAGUUAUCCCUGACCAAGCACUGCAUAGGAGGAAAAAGAAGCACAUAACAGAGGAUUUCUACCCUAUCCUCCUCAAAACCAAUCAGAUGUAUUUAAGUACUGCUUCUGAAAGAAAGAACUUUGAAUUAACUUUUGUCAUUAUUCCCAGAAUUGUUUGUAUUUUUGUUAGCUGUUUGUUUUGUUUAGAAACCCUAGAAAGUAUUAAAUGUAAUAACUUUGUCAUUUACUGAUGACCUUAACAGUUUUUAACAUUCAAUCUAUUCCUUUUGAUACCUUUCAAUAUGAUUGUAUUAAUGCCAUUGUGGAGUAUUUCUGGUAGUCUUUAAUAAAAAUAUUUGUAAUAUGCAUGUA